This is a messenger RNA of Brachypodium distachyon (stiff brome), 1531 nucleotides long. RefSeq names its product polyubiquitin. Gene Ontology annotation, biological process: modification-dependent protein catabolic process; protein ubiquitination. NCBI's taxonomy places the organism in Eukaryota, Viridiplantae, Streptophyta, Magnoliopsida, Poales, Poaceae. The record is from RefSeq and is a predicted model, not a curated record. Gene Ontology annotation, cellular component: cytoplasm; nucleus. Gene Ontology annotation, molecular function: ubiquitin protein ligase binding; protein tag activity.
GCUCGCGCGUGAGCCGUGACGUAACAGACUUGGUCUCUUCCCCAUCUGGCCAUCUAUAAAUUCCCCCAUCGAUCGACCCUCCCUUUCCCCAAUCCAGCACCCCCGAUCCCGAUCGAAAAUUCUCCGCAACAGCAAGCGAUCGAUCUAGCGAAUCCCCGUCAAGAUGCAGAUCUUUGUGAAGACCCUCACUGGCAAAACCAUCACCCUUGAGGUCGAGUCGUCCGACACGAUCGACAACGUCAAGGCAAAGAUCCAGGACAAGGAGGGCAUUCCUCCAGACCAGCAGCGCCUCAUCUUUGCUGGAAAGCAGCUUGAGGACGGCCGCACCCUCGCCGACUACAACAUCCAGAAGGAGUCCACCCUCCACCUGGUCCUGAGGCUCCGUGGUGGCAUGCAGAUCUUCGUCAAGACCCUUACCGGCAAGACCAUCACGCUGGAGGUCGAGUCCUCUGACACGAUCGACAAUGUGAAGGCGAAGAUCCAGGAUAAGGAGGGCAUCCCCCCGGACCAGCAGCGCCUCAUCUUUGCCGGCAAGCAGCUUGAGGACGGCCGUACCCUCGCCGACUACAACAUCCAGAAGGAAUCCACACUCCAUCUGGUGCUCAGGCUGCGUGGUGGCAUGCAGAUCUUCGUCAAGACCCUAACCGGCAAGACCAUCACUCUGGAGGUUGAGUCCUCUGACACGAUCGACAAUGUGAAGGCAAAGAUCCAGGAUAAGGAGGGCAUUCCCCCGGACCAGCAGCGCCUCAUCUUCGCUGGCAAGCAGCUUGAGGAUGGCCGCACCCUGGCAGAUUACAAUAUCCAGAAGGAAUCCACCUUGCACCUGGUGCUUCGCCUCCGUGGUGGCAUGCAGAUCUUUGUAAAGACCUUGACUGGCAAGACAAUUACCCUGGAGGUUGAGUCGUCCGACACAAUUGACAAUGUCAAGGCGAAGAUCCAGGACAAGGAGGGCAUCCCACCGGACCAGCAGCGCCUCAUCUUCGCCGGCAAGCAGCUUGAGGAUGGUCGCACCCUUGCAGAUUACAAUAUCCAGAAGGAAUCCACUCUGCAUCUGGUGCUUCGUCUCCGCGGUGGAAUGCAGAUCUUCGUUAAGACGUUGACAGGGAAGACCAUCACACUGGAGGUUGAAUCUUCGGACACCAUUGACAACGUGAAGGCAAAGAUCCAGGACAAGGAGGGCAUCCCCCCAGACCAGCAGCGCCUCAUCUUUGCUGGUAGCAGCUUGAGGAUGGCCGCACCCUUGCAGAUUACAACAUUCAGAAGGAGUCCACCCUGCACCUGGUGCUCCGUCUCCGUGGUGGGCAGUAAGCUUCUGCCGAACUGGUUCACAGUCUGCUGCCCUUGGUGGUCUGCCCCUUAGUGGUCAUGCCUUUUGUUAUGUGUCUUGCGUCCCAAUCCUGUAUCGUUUGUGUGAACAUCUCUGCUGCUGUAUAGCAGCUUGAAUCCUGUUAUGAAUUUGUGAACCUGAACCUUGUUCCGUGAAUCAUGUUAUGAAUAAGUGAACCUGAACCUUGUUCCGUGAUUAUUGUUA